CAGGUUCCUCAUCAUCUAAUCAUCUGAGUGACCUUCACUGGUUUCAACUGCAGACUGCACAAUGGACUCACCUGUAUUGACCCGCUCCGGAUGUCUUACCAUCCACCAGAAGCAAAUUGAAAAAGGGCACUUUGGGACUCUGACCAGAGUCACUGUUGGUAAAAAGCAACUGAACAAACCAAAUAAAACCAUCUUACUUGUUGGAGAAACAGGAGCAGGAAAAACUACUCUGGUCAACGCUCUGUUCAACUACAGCAUGGGAGUAAAUUGGCAGGAUAAGGUCUGGUAUCAGAUCGUAGAGGAGGGAGAACAAGGUCCAACAUCAGAUGUGAUCGUUUACGAGAUCUUUGGUUCUGAGUGUAAAACUCUGCCGUACUCUCUGACCGUCAUCGACACGCCUGGUUAUAGAGACACAGACGGACUUAAACAUGAUGUCAUCAUCAAUCAAAGAUUGUUUGACUUGUUUCGGAUAGAAGAAGGCAUCCAUGAAGUUCAUGCUGUCGGUGUGGUGAUGAAAGCAACAGAACGAAAAAUUAGUGACCAGCUGUCGUACGUCUUUGAUUCGGUGAUGCGUCUCUUUGGAAAAGACUUGGAGAAUAAAAUUGUAGCUUUUAUUACUCACUCAGAUGGAACAACACCUGAAAUAUCUCAUCAGGCUGCAGGAAGUGGUCCUCUUCACUUCAUGUUCAAUAACCGUCAGCAUGAAGCCCGAACAGAGGAAACCAGCUCAGAUCUAGAAAAAGCAUGGAGAGUGACAGAGAGGGGAAUGAGCCAAGUAACAGAUUUUUUUCAAAAGGUCUCAGCUCAGCAGCUGCAGGUCAUGGUUGGGUUUAACUCAUUUAUCAGGCUGACGGCCUCCAUCCACAACCUGCAAGAGAAAAUCAAACUGACUGAACUGAAACAGAGAGAAAUCAGACAGAUUCAAGAAGCUCUGAAGAAACACAAAGAAGAGAUGAAGAGGAACAAGAAGUUCACUGUGGAGGUAGAUGAAAUCUACAAAGAUAAAGAACAUAUUGAUGGUGAUAUAUUCUUCUUAAAAUCAGCUGUCUGCUGCACUGUCUGUGAGGAGAACUGCCACUAUCCAGGAUGUACGGUGGCCCUGAACGCUCAACAGUGUGAGGUCAUGAAUUUAGGCUCUUGCACUGUUUGUUCCAAGGGAUGUCCUGCAACAGCACAUGUUAAAGGCAACUGGAGAUAUGUGACCAAGACAAGGAAGGUGCAGAGAACCAAAGAAGAAUUUAAGAAGAGGUAUUUGAAGACUCAUUCAGACACAAAGAAGCAGAUAAAACUUGGAGAAACUCUAGAAAAGAAAAUGGAAAAGCUGACCACAGAGAAGGGACGUUUCAUGGAAAAGUCUUAUCAACUUGCUGUCAAACUGGAUCCAACUCUCCUCAAAGUGAACUCAGUUUCCACAUACAUUAAUCUGGACUUCCUGAUUAAGAAGAUAAAGGACAAAGGAGACACAGAAAAGGUCCAUAAACUGGAAAAGAUAGACAGUCAAAUGGACGGAGGAGCCAAAUCAGUCAUCGAGGGGAAGGUUGACAACACCUCUCUACAAUAUCUAACCUCCAACAGUGUGGUCAUCAGCUCAGGACCUCCUGCUGUCUAUCAGCUUAAAACAAGAAAAGAGACCUUUGGGACUCUGACCAAAGUGACAUUUGGUAAAAAAAAGCUGAACAAGCCAAAUAAAAGCAUCUUGCUUGUUGGUGAAACAGGAGCAGGGAAGUCUACUCUGAUCAACGCUCUGGUCAACCACGCCAUGGGAGUGAAAUUUGAGGAUGAAGUCUGGUUUCAGAUUGUAGAAGACGAGAACAGAAGUCAGACAGAAAGUCAGACCUCAGAUGUGAUGGUGUACGAGAUCUUUGGUUUUGAAGGUAAAACUCUGCCCUUCUCUCUGACCAUCAUCGAUACUCCUGGAUAUGGAGACACCAGAGGGAUUGAACAUGAUGUCAUCGUCAUUGAAAGAUUGUUCGAGUUGUUUCGAUCUGAAAAUGGCAUUCAUGAACUUGAUGCAGUGGGUCUGGUGCUGAAGUCAAGCGUGAAUCGUCUGAGUGACCGACUGAAGUACAUCUUCGAUUCAGUGAUGUCUCUGUUUGGAAAAGACAUAGAGAAAAACAUUGUAGCCCUGGUCACUCACUCCAGUGGAAGAAGGCCGAAGGACCUGCUUCAGGCUCUCGAAGCUGCAGAUAUUAGAUGUGCCAAAGAUGAGAAGGAACAACCUGUUUACUUCCUGUUUAAUAACUGUCAACAAGAUGAGCGAACAGACGAACCAGAAUACCUGGAAAAUGCUGAUAGAAUAGCAAGGAGAGGACUGAGUGGCUUUACUGCCUUCCUGGGAAAAACUGCACCUCAAAAACUAGAAACGACUUUGGAUGUUCUCAAUGAACGGAUCCGACUGACGGCCUGCAUCCAGAACCUGCAGGAUAGGAUCCGAAUGUCUGAACUGAAACAGGCAGAAAUUAAGCAGAUGCAAGAAGCUCUGAAGAACCAUGAAGAAAACACUAAGAAUGAGAAGUUUGCUGUAGAAGUUGAUGAAGCCUACAAAGAAAAAGAGUCCAUUGAUGGAGGGGUGUGGUUGAUGACUUUAUUUAAAGGAGCAGUCUGCUGUACCGUCUGUGAGGAGAACUGUCACAAUUCUGGAUGCAUAAGUUUUAGAGGCCCUAAAGACUGUGAGGUGAUGAAAGAUGGCCGCUGCACCGUUUGUUCUUCAAAAUGUCCCGUAUCUGCUCAUGUGAAAGGAAAGUGGAGAUAUGUAACCAGAACAAGGAAAGUUCAGAAGAAUAUGGAAGAUCUAAGGAUAAGAUUGAAAAAAGAAAAACGUUUGAACUUCGUCGAAACUCUUGAGGAUGAAAUCAAAGAUCUGACAGCAGAGAAAUCUGAUUUGCUUGAAGAGUCCUUCCAACAUCUUGUCACUCUGGAGCAGAUUGCUCUCAAAGUUAAUUCUGUGUCCACAUUUGUCCACUUGAACUUCUUAAUUGAAAAGAUGAAAGAAAAUGGAGACACAGAGAAGGUCCAGAAACUGGAGGAGAUGAAGACCAAGGAGGAUGAAGGAACUAGAUCCAAACUGCAGUAUGUGUGGGGGAAACUAGCUGCAGCUGGAAAGAAAGUGAAAGCAGUAUUGAACAGUAACCUGGGCACCUUCUGACUCUAAAAUGACUUGUGUAUUAUCUUCUUCAGCUGAACCGUUGCUCAGAUAAAGUCAUCCACAACUUGGAAACAGUGAUGUUUACAACUGUCAGAAAAACCAUCAUUAAGCCCUUUUCUAAGCAGUUAGAGGUCUGUGGUUGUCUUUGAAUCCACUACCCUGUCUGGAUAAUACAACCUGUAUGUGCUUAAAAAUAAUAAUUCUUUAUAUUCACCUAUUUGUGUGGGCUUUGUGUUGCUACACACACAAAUUUGUAUUUCUUGCUAUAUUAGGACUUUGUAUCAAUUUCCAUUCAUCAUUAAGUUACUGAAUUAUUCUUAACCCUAAUACUGAUUACUUGGGAUGUUAUGAUGACACUAAGCCAACCCCACGCCUAACCAUUACCAGUGUAUUACUAACCUUAACCUAAACGUAAUUCAUUUCAUUCCUCUGACCACAAAAGGCGAGUAUGCCAGAAUAUAACCAGAUGUCGGUCCCGAUGAGGCCCAUCGUCUGCUGGUGGUUGAACAGAAACUGUCCUUAGUAGACAACAUUAACAGUACACACACAAAACACUAUAUUGCCAAUAGCUCUGAGACACCCAUUAAAAGAGUGAAUUUAGCUGGUGUAUAAUAUCCAACAUCUUGGCCUGCAGAAUGCCUCUAAAACAUCUGUGAAAGGAGCCAGUAACAACCUUUAGUGAAUAAUGAAUUCCAGUGUUGUACUGAGAUGGUAUGCCACUAGUGCAGUAAAUCGAGUUGUGAAAUAUACUCACUGCUGAACUGUAAACCAUGAAUGGUUGCCUGAGGAACUGGGAUGAACAGAAACUCAACCACAGCUUGAUAAAUCACAUACGAUCACACAGAGUCCACCGAGGUCAAUGGUUGUCUACAGGAUAAAUAGUCACAGACCUGUGGUUGAACAUUGCAAGCAGAACGGCUGUGGAUGAUUGCAUUUUGUCAAGGACAAAGUUUGGAGGAGGAGGGAUGGUGGAGGGCUGUUUUAGGAUUUGGAAUGGGCUCCUUUGUUCCAGUGAAAGGAAGUUUCUAUAUUCAUCAUUACAAGACAUUUUGGACUAUUUCAUGCUGCUACCUUUGUGUGAACAGUUUGGAGAUGACCCCCUCCUGUUCAAAAAUGACUGCCUACUAGUGAACAAAGUAAAGACUUGGACGAGUGACUUUGUUGUGGAAGAACUUGACGGAUCUGGACGAGUUUUGACCUUAACCUCAAAUUUAAGUUCUUUUAAAUCAAAGUUAAAAACCCAUUUGUUCAGAGAUGCAUUUGACUGUUUUAUUUAAACUAUUAACUGAAACAUCUUUAAUUUUAGUCUGUAGCCCAACUUUUCUUUACUUUCCUUUAUUAUGCCACCGCAUCAUGUAAAGAACUUUGACUUGUCUUAUUGCAGAAAUGUGCUAUACUAAUAAACAUGCCUUGCCAAAUAACUUUGGGAUGGAACAGAGCAGAGAUGCAUCCAGUUUCAGUGUGUGACCUCAGAAUGACAUUUAUUGAAUAAUAAUUUGUUGAGGACCACUCUAAAUAAGCAUCACAUUCAUUAAAAACAUUUAAAUUAGAAUGACUUUUAUCAAAUAAAUGAAUCUAUCCCAGAAACAUUUGACUUGUUUUAUAUUGACAUUACAUUUUUGUGUAUAUUCUUUUUAUUUUUAUGAAUGCAUCCUCUGUCUGACCAAGCUCUCUGUAUGGAUUAAUAAAAACUGUUCUUCAUGAAAUAAAA
Molecule: messenger RNA, 4856 nt
Organism: Girardinichthys multiradiatus
Lineage: Eukaryota; Metazoa; Chordata; Actinopteri; Cyprinodontiformes; Goodeidae
Exons: 3
Coding region: 62-3145 (1027 amino acids)
Molecular function (GO): GTP binding; ATP hydrolysis activity
Source: RefSeq, a predicted model, not a curated record